GUCACACUUUUAUACCGACACGUGCAGAAUUGUUUUUAUGUUUUGCCUUGCUUUGGUUUUCAUGUGAGAAUUUACACCGCAAAAUGGCCGAAUCGAGUGGAAAGAUCAAGUUCCUGGUGGCGGACACCACCGCCUUCAUAAACGCCGUGCCCCUGAACGAAUAUGCCGAUCAGGUGCUCACCGUGCCGGAUGUGGUGGCCGAGGUGCGCAACAAGCGCCAAAUACGACGCCUCUGCGUGCUGCCCUUUGACCUGCAGGUGCGCGAACCCCGCGCCGAGAGCAUCAAACACUGCGUGGAGUUCGCCAAGCGGACGGGCGACUAUGCCAGUCUCUCGGGGAUCGAUCUGAAGGUCAUCUCGCUGACAUACGAACUGGAGGCGGACACCGUGGGCACCGCCCAUCUGCGCACGGAGCCCGUGAUGGCCCAGACCAUUGCCUCCAAGGAGAAGCCGGAGGAAAUGCAGGAUGCCAACAACAAGAGGAUGGUGGGCUGGUACAUGCCCGAGGGAGAAGAGGAGGAGGAGGACUCCCAGGAGGAGGACUCCCAAGAGGAGGAUUCCCAGGAGGAGGAGGGCUCCCAGGAUCAGCAGGAAGCGGACCCACCCGUAGACAAUGUCAAAGCAGCCAUUGAAGCUCAGUUGGCUGGCAAAGAACCUCUGCCCAGCCAGGAAACUCAACCAGAGGAGGAUGAGCCCAGUCAGGAGGAGCUGGACAAGCUGUUCGAGCAGCUCAAGUGCGCUCCCAGCGCAGAGGAAGAGCAAGAGCUGGCGGAGCUCCUCGUUGCCCAGCCAUUGGAAGACGAAGCCGAAGAAACAGAGCCACAAGCAGCCCGGCAAAGCCAAAAUCUCGAAGAGGAAGUGGGCGACGAUGGCUGGAUCACGCACUCCAACAUCAGGAAGGCCAAGAAGGCGCUGGAGGGCAAGGUGGAGACGGACGAGGUGCCGCCGGUGGCCUGCAUGACCACCGAUUAUGCCCUGCAGAAUGUGCUCAAGCAGCUAAAUCUCCAUUUGGCCGCCUUGAAUGGCCGGAUCAUCAAGCAGCUGCGCACCUACAUACUGCGUUGCUAUGCCUGCUACAGAACCACCAGCAUCAUGACCAAGGUCUUCUGUCCCAACUGUGGCAACAAGACGCUGAAAAGGGUGGCUGUUAGUCUGGACGAGAACGGGCGGCAGGUGAUACACAUCAAUACGAGGCGACCGCUGACGCACAAGUACAAGAACCAGAGCCUGCCGCGCUUCCACGGCGGCAAGCACUCGCGCAACCCCAUCCUGUUCGAGGACCAGCCCAUGCCGCGCCAGAUGCCGUCGCGGGUGGCCAAGACCAAGACGAACGCCCUGGACCAGGACUACACCGCCGGGUUCUCGCCCUUCGUGCUGCGCGACGUCGACUCCAAGUCGGCCAUGCUGCGCUCCAAGGGCAACCUCAAGGAGUGGGCCAGGAACAACAACUUCGAGGAGGACCGCCGGCGCAAGAACUACAAUCGCUUGUACAAAUAGAUGGUCGGGUGAUAUUCAGUUGGAAAGCUUUGCCAACUUCCUAAUCGUAGACUUUAUAUAAUAUGUAAUAUAUAAAAAAAACAGAAGGGAUAACCCAAA
Drosophila gunungcola (fruit fly) is the source of this 1595-nucleotide messenger RNA. Its product is annotated as RNA-binding protein NOB1. Gene Ontology annotation, molecular function: RNA endonuclease activity. NCBI's taxonomy places the organism in Eukaryota, Metazoa, Arthropoda, Insecta, Diptera, Drosophilidae. The record is from RefSeq and is a predicted model, not a curated record. Gene Ontology annotation, cellular component: preribosome, small subunit precursor. The transcript is spliced from 2 exons. Gene Ontology annotation, biological process: ribosomal small subunit biogenesis; maturation of SSU-rRNA. The coding region runs from base 84 to 1496 and encodes 470 amino acids.